CUCUCCUUGGUCGUCGCCGUCGACGCCGCCCGCAGAGGAAACAAGAUCAACGUGAUCGACAGGUGCUGGCGGCGCAACCCGAGGUGGGCCGCUAACCGACAGCGGCUCGCCAUGUGCUCGGUGGGCUUCGCCGGCAAGAUGACCAUGAACAGAGGGCGCGGCGUGAGCAGGUACGUGGUCACGGACUCUAGCGACGACCCCGUGCGGCCUCGCCCAGGGACGCUGCGCUACGGCGCGACGGUGCUCCAGGGCAAGGUGUGGAUCACGUUCGCGCGAGACAUGCAGAUCCGCCUCGUGCGCCCGCUCGUCGUCAAGAGCUUCACCGCCAUCGACGGCCGCGGCGCCGACGUCCACAUCGCCAACGGCGCCGGUUUCUUGCUUUAUAAGGUGCAGAACGUAAUUAUCCACGGGCUGCAGUUCCACCACCUGCAGUCGCAGGCGCCGGGGCCGAUCAUCGACCCGCACGGGGAGCUAUCGCACUCCGGCAACGAGGACGGCGAUGCCAUCAGGGUGGUGACGGCCUCCAAGGUGUGGAUCGACCACAACACACUGUACUCGUGCGAGGACGGCCUCAUCGACGUCACCCGCGGCUCCACCGACAUCACCAUCUCCAACAACUGGUUCCACAACCACGACAAGGUCAUGCUCCUCGGCCACAGAGACGGCUACAUCCGUGACAAGGCCAUGCGCGUCACCGUCGCCUUCAACCGCUUCGGCCCCAACUGCAACCAACGCAUGCCCAGGGUGAGGUACGGAUACGCGCACGUGGUGAACAACUUAUACGACGGAUGGAAAGAGUACGCCAUCGGGGGAAGCGUCGGGCCGACCAUCAUGAGCGAAGGGAACCUGUUCGUGGCGUCGAAGCAGAAGGAGGUGACGAGGCGGAUGCCGGCCAGCGAAGGCAAACCGCUGGCCAGGUCGUGGAAUUUGCGUUCCGAGCACGACGCCUUCGAGAACGGGGCCUUCUUCAGUAAGUCGGGAUCCCGCGUGGCGAGUCCCCGGUACGAUGCGCAACAGAGGUUUACGGCGGCGAGCCCUGGUGCAGUGAGGGCGCUGACGAGGAACGCCGGCGCACUACGCUGCAGCAAGAAGGCUCGAUGUUAGCACGAAGGCUCGAUCAAAAAGAUUCAGUACGUAGAAAAGGAUAAAAUGCAAUUUAAGACGAGUUAAAUCGGAUUUAUAUGCAUCAAAUGUGUAUAGAAAUAGAAGCUCUUCGAAUUUUGCAUAAUAGCCGGUACCGCUUUGCUGGCAUAAUCUUCCGAUGAAAUCUCCACCUAAUGAUUUCAACACAGAAUUGUAUUACUUUUAGGUGCAUGAAACUGAAGCAGGUACACAUUUUAACUCCAAUGCAAUCAAAUGCUUAAACUAUCUAAAGAUGAUCUACAAGCGAGGAAACAGUCACCUCAAUAGUUGGAGCUA
This is a messenger RNA of Zingiber officinale, 1419 nucleotides long. Its product is annotated as putative pectate lyase 17. NCBI's taxonomy places the organism in Eukaryota, Viridiplantae, Streptophyta, Magnoliopsida, Zingiberales, Zingiberaceae. Gene Ontology annotation, molecular function: pectate lyase activity. Bases 112 to 1104 code for a protein of 330 amino acids. The transcript is spliced from 3 exons. The record is from RefSeq and is a predicted model, not a curated record.